Molecule: messenger RNA, 1287 nt
Organism: Eremomyces bilateralis CBS 781.70
Lineage: Eukaryota; Fungi; Ascomycota; Dothideomycetes; Eremomycetales; Eremomycetaceae
Exons: 2
Coding region: 1-1287 (428 amino acids)
Source: RefSeq, a predicted model, not a curated record
AUGACUCAGUCUGAGCAGACCCUCAGGACACUCAAAUCGUUCCCCCUCGAGAACUAUGUUCCGGAUGCGGCCCAUGUGAGGUCUGAUUUGAUGCCAAAGCUUGGCACCAUCGUGAGGUCUGAGUUCUCGGUCGACUUUGAACUCGUGUACGAGGUCCAUGGCGAUUACGACACGGGCGACGAAGACAACGCGAGCUUGCUAGUCGUAAGAGUUGUUCCCAGGCCGGACGACCUCAAGCGGCAGUUUCUAUGGUUCAACGUGACUCUUACUGUUCUUCCGGACGAGACGAAGGGCCAGCGAAGAGAUGAACACGAAGAUAGUGUGCCGCUUCUUGCUUCUAUUGAGCCUGCCUCCAGCGGCGACCAGUUUGCCGACGUAUUCACGACAAACGAGACUCGCGAAACCGCGCUGAAGGGAACUCUGCAGGCGCAGAUAUACGGAGUCAUACCCGGCAUAGAGGGUUCGAGGUCGUCCAAGUCCGAGUUCAAGGCCCACCACUUGCUCAGGGUAAAGUCGGGUACGGACCGCACCAACAUGGCACUAUCGAGGAAGAGGGCCAACCGCGUGUGGUGGGAAGUUCGCGCAGCAAAUGAGGGGGACGGGAUCGGCGACAGCUUCACGGUCGCUCUGCUAGUCAAGCGCCCCAAGGGAUCCAAGUUCCGCGUCGAGGCGAACACGGAUGGCGAGAUAGGUGUCCUGUUUGAGAAGCUCAAAAAGUUCGUCCCUUCUGGCCUCCGCAGCAAGAAGGACCCAUCGCUUCUCGAUGUCUUCGGACCGGCCCGAGCCGGCUCCGUCCAGAGACUUCCCAAAGGCGUCGAUGAGAAAAACCUACACGCGGCUUCGAGAGAUAACGUAAUGAAGAGAAUUGACGAGGUCGGUCUACAUCUUCAGGAGCAAGGCCGACUGGUGAGAUUCGAACAAGUCGUGCAGCAAGCUGAGCAGACCUUGCCUCCCACCACUGCCACAUCCCCUGCUCCUGCCCCUGCCCCUACCCCUGCUCCGCAGCCCUCAGCUGUCCAGGUCGCUGACCCCCCAACAUCAAAACCCAAGAGCGGAGCGGAGAGUGAGAUGAUACCGCCCGGCCCGGUUUCCCGAGAGCCUUAUCCUCGACGGCCGGCCCAGGUGAUUCCUGCACAGCCAAUUUAUUCUAUAGCUCGGACAGAGCGGCUUCGCAAGAUGGCCGCCUUGUAUGAUCGUCUUGCGGACUUGCUGCGCGAAGAAGCUAGGGAAUGCUUGUCGGGAGAGGAGAGGGGAUAUGCCGAUGAGGUGGAGAGGCAGGCCUGGUGA